Messenger RNA from Spirodela intermedia, 1663 nucleotides. NCBI's taxonomy places the organism in Eukaryota, Viridiplantae, Streptophyta, Magnoliopsida, Alismatales, Araceae. The record is from the annotation of a GenBank genome assembly.
AUGCCUAUGCCGGAGCGGGCGAAGCCAUUCGAGAAGCGGAGGAGCGCAUAGACCCACACGUUGGGAGAGAGCGAGGUGACAAAGCCAGUGACCGCAGUGAGGAGGCAGGACAAGAGGACAGUCUUCUUCCUCCCGAGGUGUUUGUCCGCCAGUCGGCCGUGGACGGCGGAGCCGAAGAGCGAGCCGAGGAAGAAGACGGAAGCGGGGAUUCCAGCCCUGAACUUGCGGUCGCAGAUGAGCCCCCAUUCCGCCACCGUGGAGCUCUUCUCGCCGUCCACCCACUCCCAGGAUCCCGGAGCCAGGUGGCACAUGGACGGUCCGGGGGAACAGGCGGCGGCGUGGGCCUUGCACCUCCACGCCGGCUGGGCAUCGGCGAAGAUGGUAAUAAGGGUGCCCUGAGAGUCAAAAAUCCACGCCAGCGAGACCAGGAAAACUUGGAGGAUCUGCGAGCGUCCGAGGGCCCCGACGUGCCCCUCGAUGAUUUCGUCUACUGAGAGCUCCGUCUUGGCGCCCCCGCCGCGGGGCUCCGCCGGAAGAGCCCCCUCGCGGCUUCCGUGGACGACCAGCUCUUCCAUUUCGUUAUCCAUAGGGGAAAGAAGGGUGGCACGGAUGAACAGAAGCUCCUGUGUUACGACGCGCUUUAUAACCGUUCUCAUCGCCAUCUGCGUCACUCUGUCGCUCAUCUCCAGACGUCUCACGCCGCCACUGGUGAGGCUUCACUAAGCAAAUAACAAACCAUUUCUUCUUCUCAGUGAUGCCCACAGAUGGCAAAAAGAAGAGGUAAUGCAGCGUGCCCAUGACACUGACCGCAUUAAAGGGGGGAGAGGGGAGGGGAGGGGAUGGAAACCCUAAAACCCGCCGUUGCCUUCCUCAAAUUCUUCCCCGGGGGAGCUGCAGAUACUUUCUCAGAACAGAGAAGAACUAUCAUUGAGAUGAAGAUCGCCACCACACGCCUCCUCCUCCUUCGAGGACGACAGUAGAAUAUUCCGCAUCACCGGGGGAUUCGCGACCAGAGCUCACCGGUGUCCGUCGCAUCGACUCCCAACAAUAUUUCUAAAACAAAUGCUGUCUCAGUCAUCGCGACUACCGCCAGAGCCGCCUCACUAGUAGCCGCAACCGUGCCCUGGAAAUAGCAGCUGCCAUUUCCGUCUAGUCUCGGCGGUCGGUGGUGAAAGGGGUCCCGACCCAUCUUCCCCAUGCAGGGCAACGAGGGGAGUUCGGCUUUUUCCCUAGAGAAGAGCCCGGCUCAUGAGGCCCACCUCGACUCUGCCCAACGAAGGACUGGAGGGUUUUGGCUGAAACUCUCUCUCUCCCCCUCUUCUCGUUCUCUCUCAUAUCUUCUACGGCUACUGCUGCUGUUGGAGUUCUCAUCCUCUAUAGUUUCCUUGGUCCUUUCGUUUCCUUAUUUCCGACGGCUGCCAUUGUAGGCACAUCUUAUGUCUGUAUGAAUGAGGCUGCAUCGCCCCGGAGACGGUCAAGACUCAAUUCCCUACACAAUAAAGACGACGAACAUCACAAGUAGACGUCGUUCCCAGAGCCGUCGACGGGUCAGCCUGGGCCUUAUCAAUUCCAGCCUAGGCCUAGGCACAUCCCAAAGCCAGGUGAUAUGCCCACUUUGGCCCAGCCGGCCCAAUCACUAGUACUUACCCAUCCAUCUAGUUAA